This is a messenger RNA of Helobdella robusta, 309 nucleotides long. RefSeq lists its product as hypothetical. Bases 1 to 309 code for a protein of 102 amino acids. NCBI's taxonomy places the organism in Eukaryota, Metazoa, Annelida, Clitellata, Rhynchobdellida, Glossiphoniidae. The transcript is spliced from 2 exons. The record is from RefSeq and is a predicted model, not a curated record.
AUGGAAAUGUUUACUCAUACUGAAAUGUUCGGAGAUUCAAACAGCACAGACACACAGCUAAUGCGAACAAAAGUGAAACCGGGCAUCACGAACAUGCACUCAAUAACCAUGCCAUGCCAGCAAUUUCCAACUAUGCCCGUCACAAAAGUUGCCAAAGAAUUAGGCAGGAAAAAAAAUUGGAAAAACAAAGAAAAUUAUCAGACCAUGGCUGCCGAAGACAAAGAAAGGUAUGAAUUGGAGAAAACCUCAAUCAUCUCCGCAUUAGAUUCAAUAGUUGCAUUUGAUGGUUUUCAAGCUAAAAAGCAAUAA